Molecule: messenger RNA, 721 nt
Organism: Culicoides brevitarsis
Lineage: Eukaryota; Metazoa; Arthropoda; Insecta; Diptera; Ceratopogonidae
Exons: 3
Coding region: 212-721 (169 amino acids)
Source: RefSeq, a predicted model, not a curated record
AAUAAAGUGUGUUGUUAAAGGAACGAAGGACUAUGAAUAAUAGAAAGAAUAAUAAAAAUAAUAAUAAAUGAUAAAAAGGAGAAAAAAUAUUUAAUAAAACACGUUUUCAAGUGGAAUAUGAGUACUGAUGAUAUUUUAGUGAAGAAGAAUCAGGAGAGUGGAUGUUCGAGGAAGGAAGCGGUCUCAUCAUUAUUAAGUUAGCGCCAACAUAAUGUCCACAGCCAAAAGGCUGGUUCUAUCGUUACGAGGUCGCAAUGAAUCCCAAAACGGGAAUGGCGAGUCAUCUACGCGACUUUAUUCGAGUUCAUCGCCGGGACACGAACUAGACGAGAUUGCUGUUGUUUCGUGCGGAGCGACAGACUCGGCACGUGUCUCCUACGGAAGUUUGUCAUUGGGCGCAGUUGUACAACCAGCUAAUGGACCACGCUAUGUGCCUGAUGACGACUUCGGAAUGAAUCCAAACAGUAACAGUAACACUUACCAUCAUCAUCAUCAUCUGCAUCAGUCAGAUGCUGCCGACAAUUUAUGUCACUUGGAGCCGCGCUUAUUGCUCGGAUCCGACUUCCAUCUGGCGCCAUCGCCCACGCUGAUGCGCCGUGAUGCCGCAGCGAAUCAACAACAAAACCAAUAUCUCUAUUUGGGCAGUACGGGAGGUCGUAACUUGAAGCCUCCGAUGCGAAACUCUAUGAGUCGUCAAAGUCUCAUGGGUAAGCUCUCAUGA